AUGGCCCAGGUCAUUGAGCAAGACUUUUUCGGCGGGGCGAUCCGCGGGGUAGUGCCGCAGGACUGGAUUGAUGGAAGCGAUCUCCGUGAGAUCCCCGACCACCAAGAACUCUUCCUAUCCCCUGACACUCUCUCAAACUUCAUCAUCGAAAUCAACCAACGCGUCUCCCAAGAAGACGCCCUCAGCACCUUCACCACCUUCAGCCACCAACACCCAUCCCUAACCGCCACCAGCGGCACCGCAGCAAGCGCCACACGCGAAACUAUCGACCAAGCCGCCGCACUGCACCACCUCAACGACCUAUGCGACGAAGGCGACGCAAUCCAAAUCGUCGACCCGCCCACGCGCGUGAACCCGACUCGCCUCGGCGCGUCCGCGCCGCCGGGUUCAUCGGUUAUCGCGUACAAGGGCGUUGUCCAGUUUCUGACUACUUCCCGUCGACGGGGUGGACGUGUUCACGCUCCUACUAAUGGGACGACUGCUCCUGUUACGGACGCGGCUGUUGGUGGUGCUGCGCUUGAUGGGACAGCUGGGGGAUUGCCGAUUUCUAAGGUGACGUGCCAUUAUUUGAUGGUGCGGUUGGAGGCCCAGGAGACGGAUUUGUUGGUGUUUUUCAAUGUACCUCAUGAGGAGUUUGAUAAGAGUGGGGAUGCGCGGGGUUUGUCGAGGGAGGAGGCUGUUGCGGAGGAUGCUGUGGGUGCGUUGGUGGAUCGACUGGAGAUUUGGGAUUGGGGUCUUUUUGUUUAG
Messenger RNA from Penicillium daleae, 747 nucleotides. RefSeq names its product Ran GTPase-binding protein MOG1 (gene mog1). Gene Ontology annotation, molecular function: small GTPase binding; guanyl-nucleotide exchange factor activity. Bases 1 to 747 code for a protein of 248 amino acids. The record is from RefSeq and is a predicted model, not a curated record. NCBI's taxonomy places the organism in Eukaryota, Fungi, Ascomycota, Eurotiomycetes, Eurotiales, Aspergillaceae. Gene Ontology annotation, cellular component: nucleus. Gene Ontology annotation, biological process: protein import into nucleus. The transcript is spliced from 2 exons.